Rhodofomes roseus is the source of this 1051-nucleotide messenger RNA. RefSeq lists its product as uncharacterized. NCBI's taxonomy places the organism in Eukaryota, Fungi, Basidiomycota, Agaricomycetes, Polyporales, Fomitopsidaceae. The record is from RefSeq and is a predicted model, not a curated record. The transcript has 3 exons. The coding region runs from base 166 to 879 and encodes 237 amino acids.
CAUCGCAACAUGGUGGACCGAAUUGCAUGCACAGGUCCGGUGGUCCUCCUCCGCUGAACUGGCUACCGGCCCGUGCGCGACUGGAGCCACACUCGUGUAAGCGCCCAGCAUAAGAGGUCGCCACUCAACUCGAACUCGACCCAUCCACUCUUGUUCUUGGCCCCCAUGACGGCUCCCGCCCCGCGGCACGAAACACUUUCGGAUACUACACAUCACCUGUAUCCAACGAAUCAGCGUAUGAUACUUGUGGACUUCGGGAAUGUGGCGUCCAUCCAACCGGUCGUUGUCCCGCCUGUGACACAAAGCCCAGCCUACUCCGACGCAUACGACAGUAGUUCGGAGACAUUCGCGGAAGCCAAUAAGGCUGAACGCAUUGCUGUCGUUGGCAACGCCACUCCCCUCAACGCAGUCAAAACGCGUCCGCGUACGCGACGCGUCCCGGACUACGACAUGAUGCGCUUUAUGACAGCAUUCGAGAUGGUGGAGGAGCUGCGGAACCCCAGCAUUACCAUCGCCGAGCCGCUGGUCUUCGCAGCACCUCGACCCAGGCGCCCCAUACAGGUCGACAGGGCCAACAUAUCCGCGAUUGUCGAUCAAGACUGGGAGCUUCGGGAAGGUCGGGUGUCUCUGAAACAUGCAAAACAAAACACGGUCCAUGACAGCCGCCAGAUGGAUAGGUUCGCCAACCAGGCACCUCUACUGCUACACUCUUGCGACACCGAGCCCAUGUGGGUCGGCAGCGUUAUGGAGUAUAACACUCAAUAUGGCGCUGAACACCUUCGGAUCGACCAAGACACGAUCGUGAGCACUUCGUAUAUGCGGCUAUAUAUAGCAGAUAUACUCACGGAACAUCCAGAUCUCGCAAUUGACAAGCUAUGAGUCCGCGUCCGAAGGCUCAGACGUAUCAUCUGAGACGGCUUGUAGUCUUGGCCACGACGCUGGCUUGCUAGACACGCCACCCAACACCUACAAUUCCUCAAUCAUCGACCAGGAGCACGACGUCAGCGUAGUCGAUCCGCUCGGGCUGAAGACGGGUGACGGUCCCCUGCGC